UAUGUUCGCAUUGAAAGUUUUUAUCUUUGUGGCACUCUUCGCUGUGGCAUAUUGUGCACCUAGUCCUGGCUUCUUUGGCAAACAUGAGCAUCACACAAUCCAUGUACCAUACAAGGUGCACACUGUACACCAUCAUCAUGUCCAGAAGAUUGCGGUGCCGGUGGUAAAGCAUGUGCCCGUCUACAAGGAGGUGCAUGUGCCUGUCUAUAAGGAGGUGCCUGUCCAUCAUGUCCAUCACGAGGAGAUUGUGCCGGUGCAUGUGCAUGAGGAUCAUCAUGAUUAUCAUCAUCAUGAUUUCCACAAGGGCUGGUCCUCCUCUCUCUCCCAUGGUUGGUAAAUUUGCAAGGAACCUCACCCUGCCCAGCAGCUACAAUUCGUUUUGUUUUUUGUUGUAAAUACUGUACAAUGUUUAAGUUUAAAAGUGUUUGUAAAUA
Molecule: messenger RNA, 434 nt
Organism: Drosophila grimshawi
Lineage: Eukaryota; Metazoa; Arthropoda; Insecta; Diptera; Drosophilidae
Product: histidine-rich glycoprotein
Exons: 3
Coding region: 2-337 (111 amino acids)
Source: RefSeq, a predicted model, not a curated record